This is a messenger RNA of Aegilops tauschii subsp. strangulata, 1260 nucleotides long. NCBI's taxonomy places the organism in Eukaryota, Viridiplantae, Streptophyta, Magnoliopsida, Poales, Poaceae. The record is from RefSeq and is a predicted model, not a curated record.
AACCUAUAGUUUGGCAUGAUUAUUUAAAAUGUACAACUACAUUGUCAAGCUUUCAAUAAAAAAAAAAAGAACUUCUACAAUCACUCUCGCUAACUUAGAUGUUCUCCAUCAGUGAGUGAUGCUCCCAGAAAGACGAAAGUACUAUGGCAGGACUCCAUCCAGCCUCCACACCCUUCAGCUAGAAGGGGAUUGACCGGAGCAUCAAUGGCGGCUGUUCCCGUAUUAAAGAAAACCACCACCACCAUCCUCCUCCUCCUCAUUAUAUAACGUAGCUAGGGGGGAGGCGCAUGACAAAUACACGUACCCAGCAAUAGUUAUACGCAACCACGCGGAGAGCUCCAAUCCACCAGCACGUCGUCGAUCGUACUGCUCCCCGCCUCCCCGCCGCGCGCAUACCCUUCGGCAAGCUUAAGUCCAAAGCUGCGUGCAGUGAGAGGGGCGGCGAAGAACGGUGGUGGUCGAGGAUGAGCAGGAACGGCGGCAAGGUGUCGAAGCUGGAGAGCCUGAGGCUGAGCCUGUCGCGGGCGCGGGGCGGCGGCGGCGGGCAGUCGUCGACGGCGCGGCCGGGCGGCGGCGGUGGCAGCGGGAAUGGUGCCGUCAGCACGUCCCCGCGGCGGCUGUCAUCCUCGUCGUCGUCCAGCGCGUCGCCGCCGAGCUCGUGCGUGUCGUCGGAGGGCAGCCCGGACGCGGCGGCCGGCGCGCCCAUGGUCCUGGCGGGCUGCCCGCGGUGCAUGAUGUACGUGAUGCUGUCCCGGGAGGACCCGCGGUGCCCCCGCUGCCACAGCGCCGUGCUGCUCGACUUCAACGACGACCAGCAGCAGCGCCGCCCACGCCAGCGCCGGUGAAACCGCCGAUCUCAGUUGUCAGUUCGUUCCUUCAAGUCGUCUCGUAGCUUCGCCGUUCGUGAUCGAGUUAAUUUUAUUGACUUCUCGGAGAGAACUAAAUAGAGAAUCGUUGGCUCGCAAGCCGAUCAAAAGAAAUUAUUUCAUAGACCUGUUCUUCCAUGCUGCUUGCACUGUCGGUCGAUGGAGUUGGGUCUAGGUAAUAAUUUCGUGUGGUUAGCGCGUCUUUUGCAAUUUAAGUAUUUGGUGGUCUGCUCAGAAUUACUGCGCGACAGUGCAAAGAUUUAAUCUUCUCUGUCAUGAACACUUGAAUGGAAGUAAUGCUCCUGUCCCUUGUCCUGUCAUAUCGGCAUAAAUAUGCUGAAGCAAUGCGCAGGGUGAUUGGCCAAAUGUAUAGAAGAUGAAUAUUGUGCAUUGA